This is a messenger RNA of Hyalella azteca, 3862 nucleotides long. It is a transcript of the gene GAA1, whose product is annotated as glycosylphosphatidylinositol anchor attachment 1 protein. Gene Ontology annotation, biological process: attachment of GPI anchor to protein. Gene Ontology annotation, cellular component: GPI-anchor transamidase complex; membrane. The record is from RefSeq and is a predicted model, not a curated record. NCBI's taxonomy places the organism in Eukaryota, Metazoa, Arthropoda, Malacostraca, Amphipoda, Hyalellidae. The coding region runs from base 46 to 2052 and encodes 668 amino acids. The transcript has 12 exons.
AAUUUUUUUCCUAAUCUGCAGAAAAUUUUUCAGAAGUAUUGAAUUAUGGGUCUCCUCACUGACCCUGGCAUGGAAGGUGGAUGGCUGAGCAAUGUUUUGCUGGCUCAUGAGAAGAUUUUAUCUGUGCUGCUGUACUGCGUUGGGGCAAUUUGGUUCCUGGCUCUUGCUCACAACUCCAUGAACCAUGAAACCUAUUUCUCAGAAAAUGCACUUCUUCCUGGACUGGUUCAUGGGGAGUUUAUGGGAGAAGCUAAAGCCAACAGGUUCUUGCAGGAGCUGAACAAAGAGACGGAGAAGUACCCUAGCACCAUGCCACAUGCUUGGCUGCAGGCAAAGAUGACGCAGCUUGGUCUGGAUACUUACACCCACAACUUCACUCUCCACUACCCAAUGGCUGCCAAUAAGAGCUUCACCGGCAACAACGUGUACGGCAUACUGCGUGCUGUGCGUGGCAGCAGCUCAGAGAGCAUCGUGCUCAGCGCCCCAUACCGCGCGCCGCGGUCACCGCAUCUCGGCAACGCCCCAGCCAUCGCCCUCAUGCUUGCUCUUGCGCACUUUUUCUCUGAACAACUGUACUGGGCCAAAGACAUCAUUUUCCUGGUGACAGAACACGAGCAGCUGGGCAUGGAAGCCUGGCUGCAGAGCUACCACGGCUCUCUGCCGCAGUCUCCGCCUGUCCUCGACUUCGGAAAACUUAUCGCCAGAGCGGGACCCAUCCAGGCGGCAGUCAACUUGGAGAUCCCGGAAAGUUUUGUGUCUCACGUGGACAUUCGCUACGAGGGCCUCAACGGCCAGCUGCCCAACCUGGACCUGGUGAACCUGCUGCACCGCCUCUGCCACAGGGAGAGCGUCGAGCACACCGUCAGGAACAGGGCUGAUCACCGCAAGCCCGACACAGCGUCGGGGUGGCUGCACCAGCUCCACACGCUCCUCAGCUCCAUCGCCACGCAGGCCACGGGAGUCCCCAGCGGCAACCAUGGCCUCUUCCAUCGGUACGGCAUCUCGGCCGUGACGGUUUCCGGAGAGCGCGUGGGGCGCGCCGGGGGCAGAAGGGCCACGCUACUGCACCUCGGCCGCGUGCUAGAAGGCACCUGCCGCUCUUUAAACAAUCUCCUCGAGAGGUUCCAUCAGAGCUUCUUCUUCUACCUCCUGCCCGCCACCUCGCGCUACAUCUCCAUAGGCGUGUACAUGCCAGCGUUUGGGGCGAUGGGCUCAUGCCUGUUGCUGGGCGCGCUGUCGCUGUGGUGCAGCUCCUGCUUGCGCCUGCAGCUCCUACAGGCGGAGCAGCCUGCCUCCGACCAACCCGACGAGAAAGAGUCAAGCGAAACUCAGAGUGACGAGAAGCUAACCGAAACACGCGAGCAAACUAAUGCAGCGAUACCAGAUACAAGCAGCACACCCGUCACUGAUAGUGGCACGCAGAGUUUGGUGUCGCUUGCGUGCGUGGCAUUGGUGUGCCACAGCGCAGGUGCCGUGGCGAGCUGGUGGCCCACGGUGGCGUCCAGGACGGGCGCCGUGGUGGCGCUGCACGCCGACGACAGCGUCGCUCUCGGCAGCCUGGCGCUUGCGCUUGUACUCCUGCGCCUGCCGUCCGCGCUUACCCGGAGCAUAACAGGUUGCAGCUGGCAGGUGGUGAAGUGUGCCGUGCAGCUGGAGCUCGCAGUGAUCGUCUUCGCGGGGUCGCUGCUCAACUUCAGCCUCGCCCUCAUCGUGACCGCCGUCUACGCUCCCGUCGUCAUCGCGGUCGCCCCCACCAGCUCCAGACUUGUUCGCUGGUUGAAAUGUCUGCUGCUGCUGGCGAUCCACCCGCUGACGCUGACGGCCACAUUUGCGUCAGUAGACGCAGUGCUGAACUUCCCCAACGAGCCGCCCCUGGCGCUACUAAUGCGCUGUGUGACGGUGAGCAAGAGGGCGCUCAUGUACAGCGUCGUGGACUCGUACGUCUACGGCAACUGGGUGUACCCAGCGGCGUGCUGGUGCCUCUUGCCCGUGUGGCUCUUGCUGUGGCACGUCCAGCUCAGCGCCCCGCUCCCGCCAAUCACCAAGCCAUAAGUGAUACCGCGUGCGAGUCACUGGACUCGAGUUCCUUUCUGUAUUUGGAAGGCUGUCACUUUAGGUUUAAUGAUGACUUGAAGUCUUCUAAAUCACUUUAAUUCGAGCUACAAAAACUAUGUAUUAAGGGAACAAAGUAUAUGCCAAGUAGGCUCGCUGCCACGAGAUUGAACUAUGAAGGUGGAAACAGUAAAGGUAGAAAACGCUCAAUCUAGAACAGUUGUGAUACAGUUAUGCUAUGCCCACAAGUUUUGGAAAUAUGUUUUAAACUCACCUCAUUAAAUGAAAUAAUUUCCAGAUAAUGUACUAGUAUUUACUCAAUUCAGUAGAAAUUACUAUUUACGAAUAUUUUGUUUUGUUAAUUCAACAAUACUUUCCUAAUUGAUUUUUGAUACUUGAUUGAUUAUUCCGUAUUCACUCAAAGAUUUGUGUUUUAUUGUUGACGAGAGAUCAUGAUAUUUUUAUACAUGUGUGAUUCAAGAUUCAUCACACCAAGAUCUCGCAUAUUUACGUUACCAUCUGCCUGCGGAUUAUUACUCUUGCGGGCCUCGUUAAAUGACACCCAGGAUUUGGACGUCAGGUGACUUGAAUGCGUUUUUUAUGAUCACCUCGAAAACAUGCGGCUUCAGAUAAGGCUAUUUUCAAGUGACUGUAGUGAAUUUUCCUGUAUAUCUUACGAGGCUUGUAAUGUUUUUUUUUUUACUGCUGCACUAGAUAGUAAAAGUUCUGUUAUUCGUGUCUGAUCAAAAGACGUUCAGAUCAGCCAUCUAUGACGGCUGUCAACUCUCUCCAGCCCGCAGUGAAUAACUUACUGCGUAUUUGUUAUAAUUUAACUAGUCUGUUGGUAAUUAUAUUAAAAGGUAUGCAAUAGGAAAGUAUAUGUACUUUUAAAAGUACCUAUAUAUGUACUUUUUUGUUUGUACUUCUUAUUUAUUUAGUUCGGUAAGUUUCAUAUUAGCUCAUUGUGCGAUAACUUGGGAUUAGAAUUUAUACUUGUUCGCAUUUAACGUAUUAACAUCAUGUCUCCUUGUGCAGCUACUAUGAAUUAUAAUUAAUAAACACAAAAACACAAGGCUGCACCAAAAACUCAUUACAAAAUUUUCAAGUGUGCUGCUUGUUCUGUACUCUAGACGAUGUGUGAUGUAGUGCACUAUUCAAGCGUAGUUUGAUGGCAUAUCGUGUCAUAAAUGACGCAUCUUUAAUUUAAUUUUUAAGGUUGACUUACAUGUUACAAAAAUUUACAAUUUUCUAUUAGUUCAUACAAUUUUUUUAAUGUCAAUUUCCAUGUGAUUCAGAGUAAUAGUGGCGCUCAAAACAAUUUGAUUUUUUGGAAUAUUUCGGGGUUCAAUGGCUAUUGGUAAGUCAUAAGGCGUUAUAGUGUUUAACCUUGGAAAUUGUUCUGUUCUACCCGUUGUGUAGUUCUGCUUCAGAAUUAUUAACAGGACCCAAAUACGGAAAACAACAAUUCACACAAAAUUUUAAUGCUUUAGAACUCUACGUACACACAUUUUUUAUAAACUGGUAUGAAUUCACUCGGCAUUCCGUGCAACUGCUUUUAUCUCUUUGUUAGUCUUUACUUUAUAGUGCCCUGAUUUAGUGUUAAUGUGUAUAUAAUAUUAUGUAUAUAUUGUAUAUGAUCUCAAAAGUGCUACAUGAACCACGUUGAGUGUUUCUCGUUUAGUCACAAGUGGUUUAAGUUUUUAUCUCCAUAGAUGUGCCCUAGGAUGAUAACCUUAGACAUUUCUACAAGAUACUUGAAGAACCGAACUGUGACAAAUGUUCAACGGUUUCCAAAUGAACUUGAAAUGUC